Molecule: messenger RNA, 4641 nt
Organism: Porites evermanni
Lineage: Eukaryota; Metazoa; Cnidaria; Anthozoa; Scleractinia; Poritidae
Source: the annotation of a GenBank genome assembly
AUGCAAUUUAAAUACACGAGCUGCGCGCUUUUAGUCGUGCUCCUCUGCAUUUCAUUCACAAGCCAUCUUGUACGAGCAAGAAGUUUAAAAGGUGGGUGUUUAUUAUUAAGGCUAUUUUCACACUAUACGGUAUAUAUAGUAUGAAGACCUAUCCGAUAUGUGACGCUCCACUUUCGAGUUCAAGGCGACGCAGCCUCGCUUCGUUACCGAAUCGCGCCGAAAUCAGCAUUCUUAUGUGUCCGGCAUUCUCAUGCCCUGUCCGGUAUGGUUUUCAUUCCAGAGCAGAAGCUUUCUGGUAUAGAGUGAACAUUUCCUGAGGGUUGCGCAAUUAGCACCGUCUAAGAAUUUGAACUUUAAUCAAAGGAGUGAUUAACUUUUUAUCAUGGCAAACGCUAUCAUCUUCGUAGAAAUUUUCCUUACCUAUAGAAGCACAUAACCUUGUACCACUUGUGUAUCAUCUAAUCGCAACAGCUUUAAAAGUGUUACGCGAGUCAUAUUUUUGCCGUGUAACCUGAAUUAUGUCUAAAACACGUCAUUAAAAACUUUUCAGCAAACUACAAAAAAUGGUGGUGCUAAAUAUCUAACUCCAAAAAAAUUUGGGAAUUUUUCUAACAUAGUUUUUUUUUUCCUUGGGUAGAUUUAGCAAGUAUUUCAAAAGGUAAGAUUAUUUUGUUUUCUGCUUUUCAAAUACAAAUAAUAGUAAGAAAGUGAAAAAUAAAAUAUGAUCAAACCAAUGGGAGUAACAAAAUCAAAGUUAACGACAGUAAUCGCUAGAGAUGAUAAGGUUGAUUCCCAGGAGAUAAUAGACGAAGUUUUAUACGUUGCUCUUACCGAAGGUCCAAUCCUCCUACCCUGUUAUAAACCCUAUUUAGAUUUUCACUGAAAGGUACUCCGUACACCCUCCAAUGGAAAAUGGUAUCCCUUUCCUACUUUGUGUGAAAAUACCGAGUCAUUUUCAACUUAUAUACAGCCAUGAGAGGCCUCUUUUCGAAAUAUUUUAGUUCAAGGAAAGAGGGGUUAUAACGUGCAGCACUUCUCCAUCAGCCCAAAUUAGGAGCUUAUCACGUGAAUACUAUAGAGAGGUAUAAAAGAGUAGGCUUUUGCAGAUUAUAAGGAGCCCAUAACCCGGAGGGGGUACCUCCCUUGUGUCCAGGCAACGGCGUUUUUACUGACCAGUUUAUUUUGAGAUCGAUUUUCCCGCAAAUUUUAAAUAUCAAAAAAGUCUUACAAAUCAGUCAUAAAAAACUGGAGACUAGAUAAAAGCAUUUUCUGCUGUUUUGAUAGCAUUUACUUCCUCUUUUUGAAAUUACCGUAGUAUGGAUGCGCACGCAUACGGAACGGUGCUUCCAUUUUCGCAGGAAAAAGUGCUCAAAAUAACCUAAUCUGUGAAAACGCUGUUGCGUGGGCGAAGUAUCCGUCACGUCAGAAACGAGACAGAAAAUGGGCCGUAUAACUUUCGCAAAGACUUCUAGUACUGUUACUGGAGACAGGAAAAUUAAAUAGCCCAUGAUCGAUAUAUUAAAAUUCUGACUUUCUAGUCAUUUUUCUAUAUUUGGUUUGGUUUUCUUUGUGCUCAAGUCUCUUCUGGGAAAUGCGAAACAACAGAGUCGUGAAAGAAAGACAACUUGGCCUAGUUUCCUUGUCGACUUUUUUAAAGUACCAAUGGGAGCUGCACGAUUCGUAGGUGGGGGGGGGGGGGGGGGGUUUGGGCCCCCACCCAAUAACACCUUUUUUUUUUUUUUUUUUUAAAAAAAAAAAAGGACCAAAAAUAAAAGAUGGAAACCGCCAGGACAACCACGACUUAAACAAGCGAGGAUUCAGUUAACACAACGAAAACAACCUGUAAAAAGAAUAAUGCAGCCAGCGAGGUUUGUGGAAAGAAAAUAUUAAGAAUUUCGUGCGUAUUGACGUUGUGGAAAAAAAAAACAAAAGAGAGAGAAGAAAAAAAUUCUUUGCUGUGUUUGUGUUUUGUUGUAUUUUAGAAGAAGGGUGGGGGUGGGUGGGGGGGGGGGGGGGGGGGGGGGGGGGGGGGGUGUAUGGGCUCCUACCCAAGUACACCUGUAUUUUUUCUUUUCUUUAGAAGAAGAUAAUGACCUAGAAUCAAAAGAUGAGAUAGACAGCGACAGCACUGACUUAACAGACGAUGAUUCAGAUGAAGCUACAGAUACAGCCGUUGAUACAGAUGAUGCAGACAGCGAGGAUUCUGGUAAGACAAUAUUCAGAAUGCACCGUGUGAUUCUUUUACUUCCCUUUCGCGCCAUAUAGGGAAAUACAAGACAGUCUACUUAUUGGAUCUCGGAUUCCAAGCCGUGGAUUCCGGAUUCCAGCCAAGUACAGAUCUUUGUCAGCGGAACUUGGAUUCCAUUCGUUACUGGAAUUCCGGAUUCCUAAAGCAGCAUUCUGGAGCCAAAACCUUGCAUUCCGUAUUUCAAAAGCAAAAAUUUCCAAGAUUCCGGAAUCCAGAUUCCAGUAAAUGGAGCGAUCAGUUUUCUUUCACGGUAUCACGGAGAACUUCACAACUUUUGGAAAAAACAUUUUUGCAUUUCCCUUUUAGGCUGCUGAAUGCUUUUGCUAAGUUGAUUUGUUAAUAUUUUUGCUCCUUUUUAUUGCAGGGAGUAAUAUAGAGGCUACAAAGAGGGGAAAGCUUGCCAAAGAUUACUACUUCGAAGGUAUGUAAACUGGACAAAAAAUUAGAUUUAUAUAAAAUCUGCUCGGGACAAAUAUAAGGCAAAAAAGUGCAAGUUAGGAGGAAGCUAGGGGUAUAUGGUAAAUCGAGUUGGUAAAUACCGCAUUUUUCCCUAAUUUAGAGCCUCGAGUUAACCAACAAGCUUUUAAGGUGGCUCAUAAUGGCGCGGUAGCAUUUUCACCAUUUCUAUUUUGAUCGAUCAACUUUUUCAAUUGAUGCUACAGUAAUAGCAGCAAAUAAAUGCAGUUUCUGGUGAAUACAUCAGCACCAUUUUUAUAUAAAAAGUUACUAUAGCAAAGAAGUAGCCUUUUUAUCUCGCCCCUGCAUCUUAGUGAGGAAGUUCGUCCCUCAACUUUUUUCUCACAGAAUUGAAACCAACAUGUCAAGGUUUAGUAGUUUAAUUUCACCACACGCUGUUUAAACUUGAUCUAGUUAAGUGUUCAUUUCAUUCGAGGCGUGCUGACAUUGCUCCACCGAGGCCCACGUGUUCAUCGUCUUCAUCCGAUUGCGAGCCAUUUUCUCUCAGCCUUUUGCUCGGAUUCUUGUCUGCUUUGUCCUUUCCCAUUUUUGGUUAUAUCAGUUUAUAGGCUUCCAUGACAGGUACGUUAAAAAACGUUUAGAACAGCAUGUUUGGAGGAGCUCGCAGAACCUCGUCCUACCUGUACGAGGCCCACUGUGACUGUUCAUAAUGAGAAGAUUUCUACGGAGUGGGUCCACAGCCCCUUACAUUUUCGAACAAUUUUAAUAAUCAGAUGAAGCUGCAUCCGGAAGUGGAGGCGAAAGCGGAAGUGGAGAAGAAGCAGCAAAACCACCACCAGGUAAGUCGCUUAGAUUGUUCUCCAGUUGCCAUGUAGUCAGCCUGCGAGCAAGCUCUCAGUCAGGAGACGUUGUAAAAAGUCACUCCUCAGUGGCACGCAAAGGGCAUUCGAGAACAAGGGUCGGGGGAUAGAGUCCUUUGCUCAGUCUUGUCUUGUCUUGAACAGUCUUGUCUCGUCGCUUCGCUCGCCACUAAAAUAAUGAUAUUACAAUGAAUAUUUUGGCUGUAGAGCAUAAGGCUUUGAGGGCAGCACAUGUUAAUGAAAACGUCCGUCAAACCACAAUGGCUGAUGACAAACUAUUCCUUGAAUGGAAAAAAAUUGCCUUGUAGCUAUCAUAUACCACGCAGCCAAGACUGAUGCCGAACUGAUUUCUAAUGUUUUUGUAUUAGUGAAAGUGAAUUUCAAAGAAGACGUUUCUCUUAAUAUUCAAAUUUCGAGAAAUAAAUUUUGCUAUUUAGUGAUUUUUAUGCAUUUUAUUUAUUUAUUCAUAAUGUUGUCGUUUCUUAUUCAGCUGAGCCUCUGUGUAAGCCACCUUGUGUCCUUCGGCCAGGCCCGGAGCACUGGGUACCACGUCCUCGAUACGAACCUGGCCCUGCCAUCCCCCCUCCCCCUCUUGAGCCACCCCCACCCCCUCCUCCCUGCCCUCCAAUGUGCAUGCAAACAUGCGCUCCUACAUGUGAUCCAAGCUGCUGCCAAGCCCCAAUGGCCUUACCUCCUCCCCCACCGGUUGAAGCUUGCCAACCAUCAUGUGCACCAACCUGCUGCCCGCCACCACCACCCCCCCCAGUUCAAACUUGUCAUCCAUCAUGUGCACCCACCUGUUGUCCAGAACCACCACCUCCUCCCCCUCCACCUAGCUGCUGCCAAGCCCCAAUGGCCUUACCUCCUCCCCCACCGGUUGAAGCUUGCCAACCAUCAUGUGCACCAACCUGCUGCCCGCCACCACCACCCCCCCCAGUUCAAACUUGUCAACCAUCAUGUGCACCCACCUGUUGUCCAGAACCACCACCUCCUCCCCCUCCACCUCCGCCUCCGCCUCCUCCCCCUCCCCCACCGCCUAUGAUUUGUCCUCCUACGUGUGCCCCUCCAACGUGCGCUCAGAACUGCCCUCCAAUUUGCUGCAAGCGAGGAGAUUAG